UUUUAGCUGCGAAAAUAUAGUUACAACAGGCGCUUCUACAUCAGAAUACUCUACAAAUAAAUACCUGCUAUUAUCUACAUAACCUGUGCGGUAUUGUUUAUCAGGCUUUUGCAUCGGAUUUGGCAAUAAUUUCUAUAUAAUUCCAUCAUGGACAAGUUGUCAGAGGCAACCAGUAUUGUGUCUAAUAGAGAUCGAGAAUGCUUUAGCUGCAGACUUGUAAGCGGCACUGGGUUAGUCGGUGCGGGACUUUACAUCGGAUAUCAUUCCAAAAAUCUUCAAAAAACCGUUGGAAAAACAAUUAUGCUGUGUAUAGCAGGAACUACUUUCGGACUUGGAGUUGCAAGGAUUUUAGACCUACCACCUUUUCGGCAUCAGUUCGAGCAUAAGAAUUGAAAAUUUUCUUGAAUAUGAGUGGUACCUACAUUAUUUUUGUCUUAUUUGUUGUAUAAAAAGUAUGUAUAUAAAAAAUUGUAACAUAAAUUAAUAUUAAAAAUAUCGUAAGAAACCAAUUGAAAAUGCA
Messenger RNA from Nasonia vitripennis (jewel wasp), 520 nucleotides. RefSeq lists its product as uncharacterized. The transcript has 2 exons. The coding region runs from base 148 to 393 and encodes 81 amino acids. The record is from RefSeq and is a predicted model, not a curated record. Lineage: Eukaryota; Metazoa; Arthropoda; Insecta; Hymenoptera; Pteromalidae.